Messenger RNA from Pungitius pungitius (ninespine stickleback), 2125 nucleotides. It is a transcript of the gene c1ql3a, whose product is annotated as complement component 1, q subcomponent-like 3a. Lineage: Eukaryota; Metazoa; Chordata; Actinopteri; Perciformes; Gasterosteidae. The record is from RefSeq and is a predicted model, not a curated record. Gene Ontology annotation, molecular function: protein binding. The transcript has 2 exons. Bases 283 to 1044 code for a protein of 253 amino acids.
UUUCCACCUUAAGGAUUCAGCUGCACAGACCUGUGGAUCCGAAGAGGGGGCAGACCCCAGCCUGGACUUCAGUGAUGCUGAAUCCGGUUCUGCACCGACUGGUACAGAACUUUUAAGAGAGCGACUUGUGUUCAGAAGUCCGUGGAGCCUCAGGAACCAUCUUCUGUCCCAGGGUCUCCUCCAGCCAGCAACAUUCCACCCAAAAGACCCCAGGAUCGCCCCGCGCUCACGCGCCUGGUGGGCAGGAAGCGGCUGGUCGCAGCAGGGGUCCUGGGAGUCGUCAUGGUUCUGGUCCUCGUGAUCCUCAUCCCGGUCCUGGUUAACUCGGCGGGCUCGGCGGCGCACUACGAGAUGCUCGGUACCUGCCGGAUGGUGUGCGACCCCUACGGGACCAAGUCUCCGACCAGCACCGUCACGACGGACACGGCCGGGGACAGCGGCGUCGUCCAGUCUUUACCCACCUUUAUCCAAGGUCCGAGAGGGGUACCCGGGCGUCCGGGUCGGGCGGGUCCACGGGGCCCUCUCGGGGAACCGGGACCGCCCGGUCCUGCGGGACCGCCCGGAGACAAAGGCAGACCAGGCUUACCGGGACCUCGAGGACCGAGCUCAGCCGCCGGGGCCAUCAGCGCGGCCACGUACAGCACCGUGCCCAAGAUCGCCUUUUACGCGGGACUCAAGAAGCAGCACGAGGGCUACGAGGUGCUCAAGUUCGACGACGUGGUGACCAACCUGGGGAACCACUACGACCCGACCACCGGCAAGUUCACGUGCUCCAUCCCGGGGAUUUACUUCUUCACGUACCACGUCCUGAUGCGCGGGGGCGACGGCACGAGCAUGUGGGCGGAUCUGCGCAAAAACCACCAGGUGCGUGCCAGUGCCAUAGCUCAGGAUGCAGACCAAAACUACGACUAUGCCAGUAACAGCGGUGUGCUGCAUCUGGAGCCAGGAGACGAGGUCUACAUUAAACUAGAUGGAGGCAAAGCUCACGGAGGCAACAACAACAAGUACAGCACCUUUUCUGGGUUCAUCAUCUACGCCGACUAGACAACCCUCCAUUAAGCCCUGAGCUGCUAAAGGCCUCCUGGCUCAGUGCUUCUGCAAGUCUUCCCUGGAUGAAAGUGAUGCACACAGUUCAUCUGUGUACUAACCAAUAUGAUUCAGCCUUGAUAAACUGCACCAUAUUAUAUUAUUCAUUUUCAUUUAAUCAUUUCUGUAUGCAAUGAAGUGUUGUUCCGUAUGAUCAAUGGAAUUCAAAUUGUGCUGAAUCAAACCCCAUCCUCUCUUUGUGACAUCACGCUUCGACCUGCAGCUGAUGUCCUGCUGUGAACACAGUGCCGUCACAGAGCUUUAUGGUGGAUGAAAGGCCAGUCCAAGAGGAACGGUUCUUCCUUCUCAAACCUGACAACAAAUGAAGAAAGUCACGAUAGUGCAAAUUAUGUUCAGCAGCAGCUGGUGGGUAGUGGGUGCAACACCUAGUGUAAUAAACAAUAUCCCCAUCUAUCAAUGAAUGAGAACAAGGAGAAACUGGUUACACUUGAAGAGCGUUGUGAUUCACAGGCUGCAGGUUAUCAUUCAUACUAUCAACAUAAUAAACACACUCUUUGAUAGGAGAGAAAAAACACCAAGUUUGAUCCUGUGAGAAAGUCUGAAGUUAAACGGAAUACUGCGUCCUCGGGUUCACCCUGAGGCCGACGAGCAGGACGUCGUGUGUGUACACUUUGUUUGAUGAUGAGUAAAUGAUUCAGACCAAAGCUUUGUUUAUAGCUCAUCCAGCAUCUGGUGGUUGCAGGGAGGCCGGGGGUGGCCCCCCCUUUGGCUGGAAAGCUGCUCCUCAUCGUUUCUUUACCCGGUUAAACGUUGAGUGAGGUUAUCUUAAAACACUAGUACUCAAAUGUGAUGAAUAAAAGUGGUAUUGGUGCAUCCCUAGUAUCAAUAUACAGUGUAAUGUAUUUUACAGAUUAAAAAUAUAUAACUUUAGAAUCAUGUGUAAAUACUAUAGUGAUAAACAAAUAUCCUUAUUUUUUCUGUACAAAACCUUAAAAUAAAGGAACAAGUACUUGACUAUUCGCCGAUUGUCUUGAAGUUAUAGCAGUGUAACAGUGUUGAUAUAUACAUACAUACAUAA